Cladocopium goreaui is the source of this 3117-nucleotide messenger RNA. The record is from the annotation of a GenBank genome assembly. Lineage: Eukaryota; Dinophyceae; Suessiales; Symbiodiniaceae.
AUGGAUUUGUCGCCCGCAUCUUCCAAAGCUGCCAGUACGAAGACCAGUAGCCUGACAAAGUCUGACAGACCAGUGCCUUCUAUGCCUGCUGAUUCCACUGCCAAAGCUCCUGGUGCGAUGACCAGUGGCCCCUCAAAGUCUGAGAGAUCGAUGCCAUCUAUCCCUGCUGAUUCCACUGCCAAUGGUCCUGUCAGUGGCCUGAUGAAGUCUGAGAGACCAGGGUCUUCUACCCCUGCGGUUUCCACUUCCCAGACUCCAGCUGCGAAGAUCAGUGGCCCAACACAGGCUCAGAAACCAGUGCCAUCUAUCCCUGCUGAUUCCACUGCCAAUGGUCCUGUCAGUGGCCUGAUGAAGUCUGAGAGACCAGGGUCUUCUACCCCUGCGGUUUCCACUUCCCAGACUCCAGCUGCGAAGAUCAGUGGCCCAACACAGGCUCAGAAACCAGUGCCUUCUAUCCCUGCUGAUUCCACUGCAUCAGAUUCCACAGUGAAUUCAUCAAUGAAGGGGGAUCCGGCAAAUGCACCAUCAGAAGCCAGACCUACCACUGAUGGCACGACUGAGAUUGAACCAGCCAAGAAGAAGAGGCGCACUAUCUCAGAUGAGUUGGAGAAUGUGGAUCUCUCUUGCGCAGAAGGGAUGGACUUGCAGGAUGCAUUGGGGGCAUGCAUUGCCAAGAUUCAAUCUCAGAGACAAUCCAACCUGAAACUUUCCAAGAAGAAACAGAGAGGGAAAAAGAUCUUGAGAAAGGCAGGAUUGGAUUUCAACUUUCAUUUUCAGAAGCGGCAUGGGUGCAGGCUGGAGAGUGGCCACUGGGACAACUUCUUGUUUGCCGUGAACGAUAUCAGGAUUCCUGAGGACGAGCAGGAUGUUGGGGAGCUUCCUGAAGAAUGUGAGACGGUGCUGGGCUGUCAAAAGUGCCGAUCUCUGCUCACUGAUUUCAAGAUUGUGGAAGUGCGUGACAAACUGGCAGAGGAGGAGGAUGCAGCACGUUUCAAGAUCAACAAGAACUUGUCUCCUGCAAGCCAAGACUCACCCGCUGCAAGCAGCCAUUCGAACAGUCCGUCCAAUCCAUCUCCAGGAGCUAGCCAGGAGGAUCCAGGCGAUCAAACGGGCAAGAGGAAGAGGGCUGGGCGGCCGAAGAAGGGUGAAUCUCCGGAGUUCAAUGUGCUAGACUUUUUGGCUGCUCACAGGGCUGGCACGUACAAAGUCCUGACUCGCGAGGAGGCCAAAGAGCGUUUGCCAUCAAACAAGCAAAGUGAUGAUGACGUUCAGAAGGAGUUAGAUCAGCGUCCAGUUCAAUGCACCAAGUGCGGCGUCUUUUUCCACCUACCGCAUCUGAGCAAUGAUGUUGCGCUGAAGAGGCAUGAGGCUUCGCAGUACCACAGAAAAGCUAUGUGCUCAAAUGAUGAUUCUCUCAUGUCUGAUUGCAGUGGUCUAGAUCUUUCUUCUGCGGAUGGUGUGAAAAGUCUCAUCGGAAGUGGUCACAAUCCAGAGCUUGUGGAGAUGUGGCUGAAAAGCGGAUCAGUGGCUGUGCUGGGAUCACCUCUGGAUUCUGUGCGUAUUGGUUGGACCGCUGGUGGGACCCUUGUGGUUCAGGAUUCUCGCUGUUCAAAUGUGUGUGAGAGAGGCCGUGAUGCCUGCAAACAGUGUCUCAUGGCUGGGAACCGGACAAAGGUCAUGGCGACAAUUCGGGAAUGGUGUGUCAGGAUUUCCUUCGUUGAUCUGACGCAUUGUGCAUUGAAGCAUAGCAGGUCAGAGCAAGCAGCUCAAGCAAACUUCAUGAAGGAAAUGUUUGUUGAAUUGCAGCAUGAGCCGCUGGCGACCACUGAGUUCAAGGAUUUGCUGACCAGGAGCCGAAACAUGUUCAUGCCCAUUGGCACAAACCGCCAGAAUGAAGCUCUCCAAACCUUCAUUCAGCGCAGUUUGAAGUUCUUGGCUCCAAAGAUGAUGGUUGGUGUGGCUCCAGAAGUGAGGAGACAGGUCUUUGACUACGUGGACGCAUUGUCUGACGGAAGGCUGCUUCCCCAUGAGUCUUCUGCGCUGGACAGGGAACUGAUCCAAAAUGGAGCUUUGCGUGCAGAUGUCUUUGCAGGCACUCUAGACAAUGUGACCACAAGCUUGGGCCUUCUUCGCAAUCAGGACUAUUACCAGCUUGUGAGGGAUGAGGUUGUUUUUGCUCGCUCGUUUAACGUGAUUUAUGGCAUGAGGUUGGCAAUGGCUUCUUCAGCGCGCGCUGAUGGCUCAACGGCUGUGGCAAAGGGUGCAGACAACUUGUUGCUUUUGACUCCCAAGCGCCCCACACGUGGUGGGUUGCCGGAGACACCAGGCAGCAGCAAGACCACCCCUGGAAAGUCCUCGCCUCCAAAGACUUUCCGCCGUGCCAAUGCUAUGAGCCCUUCUUCUUUUGCAGGCAAGAUGCCUCCAGCUACCCCGACCAAAGCGACUGUGAAGAGUGCCAUGAAAGUCAGUCCUUUGUCGAUGAAGGCCAGCCCGAUGACAAAGAAUUCCAGCCCAAAAGAUGUGAAGAGCCCAGGGCAUGCCAUGAAGAGUCCCAAGAAAGCGGUACCAGUUUCCAAGGGUUCCAAGGGUUCAGCCAUGAAGUCAAAGACGAAGAAGCUUGCCAUGAAGAGCAUGGGGAGCAUGAAAUGUGCCAUGAAAUCAUCGUCUUCUUCUUCGAAGGCACCAUCUAAGGCCAAAGUGAAGAAGACGGUGAUCAAGAUCAAAGGCAGUGCACCAGUCAUGAAAUCAGCCAAAGGUGCCAACACUCGCAAGAAGCCAGCCAUGAAUGUGAAAGUCCAACAGGAUUCUGGCUCUGACGUGACCAUCACGGUCAGUGAUCCAGGCAUGAUCAUGGUGGAGCGUCAUCACGAUGCACGUGAUGCAGAGGGCAAAACGAAGUUCUGGUCGAAGGACAGCCCUGAUGAGCUUCAUGACUUCCUGAGCAAGUGUUAUCCUGAAUGGGUGGAGGUCUAUGAUUGGAACACCAGCUAUGUGAUCGAGGGCACUCACAUUACGGCUGACCCGUGGCCUGUGUGGGCACGCAAUGAACUUGAAAGACACAACUGGAACUUUAUGGAGCGCAAGGGCAACCGUGAGCGCUGGGAGAAGAACCAGUAA